AUGUCUGAAUCCAUUGUUUAUCACUACCUCGACCUGGGGCGUCUUGGUCGAGGCGAGGUAGUCAAGUCAGUCUCCAAAGAAUAUCCUUUGUUUUUGCGAGAUAUCGGCCUCGACUUCGAAACAGUCCGCUAUCCCUACGAUAACACCUGGCCUGCCACCAAGGAGAAACUUCGAAAAGAUGGCCUCUCUCCGACUGGCCUCCUUCCUAUCAUUGAGUACAAGGGAACCAAGUUAUCACAGCACAUACCCAUUUUGCGGUACCUAUCCCGCGAGCAUGGUGGUUACGACGGCGAUACUAGCUACGAAAAGUACGUUGUCGACCGGGUCGCUGAUCUUUACAAUGACUGGAGGACGGCAUGGGUAGCUUCGCUGGGUGGUGCUUCUGACGAUUACAAAAACACAACUGUUCCUCAGUACUAUGCUCUCGUGGGUAAAUACUAUGCCGAGUCUGAAGGUCCCUACCUCCUCGGCGAUAAGAUCAGCUACACCGACUUCGCCGUUUUCCAAAGCAUUGACAACGAGCGUCGCACGAAAACCCUUCCAGACAAUCUGCCAGAGUCUCUGCAGAAGCUGGUGGACGCUAUGAAUGAGCGCCCCAACAUUGCUGCCUUCAUCCAGGAAACUGCUUGA
Messenger RNA from Fusarium sp. VM40, 630 nucleotides. Lineage: Eukaryota; Fungi; Ascomycota; Sordariomycetes; Hypocreales; Nectriaceae. The record is from the annotation of a GenBank genome assembly.